Messenger RNA from Monomorium pharaonis (pharaoh ant), 2920 nucleotides. RefSeq lists its product as uncharacterized. The record is from RefSeq and is a predicted model, not a curated record. Gene Ontology annotation, cellular component: membrane. The transcript has 3 exons. NCBI's taxonomy places the organism in Eukaryota, Metazoa, Arthropoda, Insecta, Hymenoptera, Formicidae. Gene Ontology annotation, molecular function: ATPase activator activity. Gene Ontology annotation, biological process: membrane organization. Bases 28 to 1134 code for a protein of 368 amino acids.
CAUGGCUGAUUGUAUUUCAACGAAGUUAUGAAGGUUAGAUUUUCUAUGACGAUAAGAAAUGAGCUCAACUCACCGCCGGUCGUGGAUGGUCGUGGAAUGAAUGAGAUUUAUAGUCAACCAGUAAAAUUUGUACCACCUGUGCCUAGGUGUCGAAGACCUAUAAGACUGGAAGGUGCAAAAGAAAGUCUUAACAAUAAUUUUCAAAAUUUACAAAUGGAAAAAAAAGCAUCUAAACAAAAAACUACAUCAAAUCAAUCUGAAAAAUGUAUAGAUCCGAGCAGUAGUUAUGAUACACAAGUGUCAGAAAAUUCUACUGAGGAAGACGAAGAGACACAUUCUCCAAAUACUUCUUCACAUCAUUUCCAAAAUUAUUCUGUAACUAGUUCUCCAGAAAAAAGUAAUAAUAAAAAAUCAUUAGAAACUAAGCAGAAUAAAAACAGCUAUUGUUCAAACAUAAUUUGUAUUACUCUCGUAAUAAUAGUUUUUGCAAGUUUAUUUCAAAAUUUUCAAAGUAAUGAAGUACAAACACAGUCCAUAAGUCCUACCUUGUUAGCUAAAUCGAUUGAAGAUAUCAAGACAAUAUUUUACAAUCAAGAAUCGGAUAUUUGGAAUGAUAUUUCAUCAGCGAUAAACGAAGUGAUAUCAAAAACUCCCAAGACACCUUCGAUCAUUCUGUUAUUUGCAAAGGAAACGAUAACAAUGAAUUGUUUAGCUAUUAAACUGGCACAAGCGAGCAGUGCAAUUUUAAGCACUGCACACAAGCCUUUGGAAUUUAAUCCAAAAGAUUUUGGAAACGAUCCUGGUGAGAUCAUUACAACAUUAAAUGAAUAUCCUCCAGAGAAGAAAAGGGUUAUGAUAAUUCGUGAUAUAUUGAAUAUUAAUGUAGAAGCAAUAAAAGCAUUGCAUAAUUUAUGUGAUAGAGUAAAUCCUUUAGUAGCAGAAGCUAUUUACAUUCUUACUAUGCAAACUAACAAUUAUCAACCAUCGCAGAAGAAAUUGAACUUUGUGGAAAAACAGAUUUUUAAUAAACUAUCAAAAAGCAUCGAUCGAGAUGUUUUAAUGGCACUCGUAACGCGAAUUACAGAUGGAGCAAUUAUAUCGGUACAACCUGAGCCACACUUAAAAUACUGCUAAUCUGAGUUGCAAGAGAAUAAGCGUAUAAAGUUAUACUAGCAUAUUAAUAAUAGUUAUGUAAAUAACAAAAUUAGAUAACUGUGUUCUGUAAAUAACGAAAUUAUUUAAUUAAAAUUAGUGAUCUGCAGUUCGUAGAAGACUCAUAAAUAAUCUAGAAGAACAGAUUUAUCAAGUUUGCACUCGUUCACGCUAAUUUUUCGCCAGCAAAAGGGUUUUUUUCAAAGAAAUCGGAGGACAUGAAACACCAUAAUUCAAGUCAAUUUGUGUUGUUCUAAGUAUCCAACUCCUGAUUAUAAAAUUUUACUGUAAUACUCGCGAUAGAUUUAAAUAUUAAUAAAAUAUUUAUAUUAUAUUAAUAAAUAAUUAUAUACGUGGGUUAUGGUUUUAUUCGCGUAAUACUAAUAUUACCAUUGCAUAUAAAAGAAAAGAAAAAAAUCCUAUUUAUUGUAAAAAACAUUCUUAAUUCCAAUUGACUUGGAGCUCUUUGUAAAUAUCAAUUUCUCUUAAAACAAAAUUUGUUUCUGGAAAUAUAAUUUUUGAAUGGUUUUGCGAAUGAAAAAUUUGUAUCUUCUCAUCUCAUCUACUAUUUUCUGUCAUUUGUAUCAUAUUAGAGUAAAGGCCUAUUUAGACAUAUCCGUAUCGUAUUCGUAUACGGAUACGUGUCCGUAUGUAUACAAACACGUAAGAACAUGCGUCUGGCACUAAUAAUCACGAUUGAUCAUGAUUGAUCACGGUAUAUUUCUUUAUCUGUACGGUACGGAUGUCUGAAUAGGCCUUUAGACUACACAAAUAAUAAGCCACAAAUCGCAAACACUGUUUAAAAAAACCGUAAAAACAAUAAAUUUCUGCAAACUUAUUACAAACUAUGAAUUGCAUAAUCUAGUGCUAAUUUUAGUAAUGUAAAAUAUGAAUUAAUGUACAAGGGGGAUGUAAUUAUUAAUCAUGUUACAUGUACUUAAUGCAACAUUUGGAGACUUUUAAGCUAUUACUAUGUAAUAUCAGUCAAAACUGUUAGAACUGAGAAAUUAGAAUAUUUUAAUAUUCUAAUUACAGAAAUAUUUUGUAUGAUUACAUCAUACAUAAUAAAGGAGCUUAUUCAGCAUAAAUAUUUUUACUAAUUCGUUUUUAUGAUAAUUUAUUUAGUAAAAAUUACUUGAUUACUGAAUUUUUUUCUUUAAUAUUAUAAUAUAAAGGCUAUAGUAUUGAGUUGAAAAUCUGAAUUUUGUCUGAAUCUGCAACAGUAUUAUUUACAUUGGCAGUUAUGACAGUUAUGAUAAAGUCUCUGGUUGCAAACUAAGGGUAUAUAAGAUUUGUAGAUCUGUUAAUUUAACUUUAUUUUGUUAUGCCAAUGUUACACGAAAUAAAUUUUAUUUUUAGCGAGUUUUUCUAAUCACAAUUUCAUAUUUCUAUUUUCGAAAAAUAUAACGAUACUGUUGUACGUAGCGAUUUCACGCAUAUUUCCGAAUGACAUAUUUAUUUAGUUUUAAAAUAAGAUACAAUAAUUAGAAUUAUUUUGUGUAUGUGUAUGAUAUUCGAUUUUGUAUUAUAAUGUGUCAGUCGGCAGUCCAUACAACGAUUGAAGUAAUGUCGAGUAUCGUAUCCUACUCAUUGCCAAUUUACAAAGCUUUUUAUAUUAUACUUUUUAUUAGUUUAAUAAUUCGGAAUAUUUAUAACAAGUAGCAAAAUAUUAAUACAAAUUACUAUUACAUAUGUAAAUAUAAAAAUAACAAAUUGUUUAACAUUUGUAUGAAUUACAUAUAAUAAACGGUACACAUGAAAUAAAAGA